AUGGACAAGGAUCCCGUGACGACUUCCAGAGGGAGCGUCGUGCGCACCUGCCUAGCCUGGGCGAGUGCUUUUGCCCUCCUUUCACUUCUGCACUCGGGCGCUGCAGGCGCUCAGGUUACUGCGCCGUGGUACAGAAUCAAUUACAACACGCCGGCGUACGUCCUGUACAAGCCGCAGGACGUAGCGCCGUACGCCACCUCUCGAGCCGCCGCUAACGGGUACUGUGUGCAGAACGGCAUGAGCAUCUUUUCUGCCGAGUUGCCCGCUAAGGAUAAUCAUUUCGCAUCUGAUGCGGCGAAGGAGCUCGGGGGUACGGGCUACUUCACCUACACAGGCUCCAGCGCAGAGCCGGUUCCCAGCUUUGCCCAUUUUUGUACGCAACUGCAGCCCAAUCCGAGCUCUACUCCAAACUCGAUAAAGUGCGGGUUCACCUUUCGAUUCGGUCUGCUGACAGUAAUCGAUACUAUGCUGCUAGGGAAUCAACCUGGUGUUGCCCAGUACUAUUCACUGUACCCAAAUGUGUGGGGCGCAGGGAACGCGAACACUGGCUACGCAGUUGAGUGGGACACAACGAGGCCGAACCCCCGUGGCUACUAUUUCAUGGCGGUGACUGGGUUGACGGACACGGAUGGUCGACACGUUAACGUGGAUGCGACGGUGUCGGCGAGCGAUAGCUAUGUCACCGCAUCCAAGUUCGCAAUCUACUGCGAGUCGCAGAGCUUCCUGGGCUACGUUCCUGUUCCUAGUGUAUUAGUGCAGCCCAGCUUCGUCAAGGGUUACAAGGACCUGACAUGGGCCCAAGAGCACUGGUGGGUCAUUUUUCUCAUAAUUUCCAUUCUCAUUCUGAUCGUGAUGCUCGCCAUCCUCAUCUACUGUUGCCUCACCAGGACACCGCCGAAGGAGCAGCCCCCGAUUGCGCCGUUGGUGUUGCGUGAACACAAUGGAUCCGCGUACGUGAACGUGUUGGAUGGUGGAUCCUCGAAUCCACACAACGAAGCUGACGUGUCCAAUCAGCAUAGUUCAAUGCCAGAAAACUGGCACCAGGGGUCUGGUAUCUUGAUGAGCCCCAAGCCGGUCGUCGAUCCUGAGGCCCUCAUUCAGGCAAAGCCGUCCAUUUUCGCCCGCGAAGAAACGCUGCAAACCGCCGAUGGGGACAGCCUGGCCUUGGAGAACGAAGACGAAGCGCUCGACGAGAAGGUGACGAGCUAG
Leishmania mexicana MHOM/GT/2001/U1103 is the source of this 1209-nucleotide messenger RNA. RefSeq lists its product as hypothetical. Lineage: Eukaryota; Euglenozoa; Kinetoplastea; Trypanosomatida; Trypanosomatidae. The coding region runs from base 1 to 1209 and encodes 402 amino acids. The transcript has a single exon. The record is from RefSeq and is a predicted model, not a curated record.